CGCCGAUAAACUAGACUCGUCUCCAACCAUCAUCCACCGCGGUCUCUCUUCCCCCAGUGCUUGUGUACCGCCCAAUCGAUACCUUUCUCGGCUCUCUCUUUGUUUUUACGUCCUCCGUCCCAUUAAUCGCGCCUUUCCCGCCCUGUCUUUUCGGUUCAAUCGCUUGCAUCUGGCCGAGGGGCCCCUCAAGAACAGUACGCAGGCGCCAUGUCCGGCGCAAGGCAUUGGGAGCAAGACAAGGAGGCUACCGUCUACAUUGGCAACCUCGAUGAACGGGUAUCAGAUAGCCUGGUAUGGGAGCUGAUGCUUCAGGCCGGGCGCAUCGUUAACGUUCACCUACCGAAAGAUCGGGUCACACAGUCGCAUCAGGGCUACGGGUUCGUGGAAUUCAUCAGCGAGGAGGAUGCCGAAUACGCGUCACGGAUCAUGAACGGAAUCCGCCUGUACGGAAAGCCUAUCCGCGUGAAUAAAGCAUCUGCCGAUAAGCAGAAGUCGGUGGAAAUUGGGGCGGAGCUGUUUGUCGGGAACCUCGAUCCUAUGGUUACGGAGCAGGUCCUUUAUGACACAUUCAGUCGCUUUGGAAACUUGAUAAAUAUUCCCAAGAUCGCCCGAGAUGACAAUAACCUGUCAAAGGGCUAUGGGUUCGUGUCGUUUGCCGACUUUGAAUCUUCGGACGCUGCCAUAUCCAACAUGAAUGGCCAGUAUCUUAUGAACAAGCAGGUCUCGGUACAAUACGCAUAUAAGAAGGAUGGAAAAGGUGAACGCCACGGUGAUGAGGCAGAGCGCAUGCUGGCAGCACAGGCUCGCAAGCAUAAUGUGCGUCUGCCAACCCAACCACUACCGCCGCAAUUUUCAACCCCGGCGACACCCAUGGUUCCAGCCGCGAUGGCCAACGGCGACAGCUCUCGGCCAAUGAGCACCAAUCCGCCGGACCUGAGUAUGGGGAGAGGCAUGGCUCCUUCGAAUGUGGCCUACCAAAACGUCCCUCCUCCACAGUCAAGUCGACCCGUCCCACCUCCCACAUCUCUGGCGAACCCACCGCCUGGUUUACCUGCACGGCCGCCGCCUUCACAGGCUGGAUAUGGAGGCCCGCAGUCUUUUCUUCCCCCGGGCUUCAACGGUGGCAGCCAACAACCCUCUUUUCCUCAAGCAGCGGCUCCGCCGGGGUUCGCACCGCCAGGAUUCGGUCCCCCUGCAGGAAGCCCUAGCUCUGCACCUCCUUUGCCGCCUGGAUUCCAACAACCUGGCUAUGGGCGCGGGCGCUGAGCAUUCAGGGUGGGAUACAUCGGAAUGAAUAGAAUAACAGGGUUAGAAAGAAAAGUGCCAUUCUCUUCGCCCAUUACUUGGUUUGUAAGAUGAUGACUACUCGAACACGAUGUAACGACCCACAACUGAGUGGUUGGCGCCCUAAAGGAUGAAGGAUCAUGCCCCGGAUCCAAUGGUUCUAGAAGCCUCAGCUUACCGGAGAACUAAACCGGCUUGUUUUUAGGUGGCGGAAUUGAAGCGCCGGUCCGGGCUUCACAUAUCGAUGGGAAAGAGUAAUGUGUACCAAUGGUUGGAUCUGAUUCCCGCCGUUCUCGAUCUCUUCAUUCGCGCUAGGUAAUACAAUAUAUAUGAAUGUGGCACUAC
Aspergillus ibericus CBS 121593 is the source of this 1629-nucleotide messenger RNA. RefSeq names its product U2 snRNP complex subunit HSH49. Gene Ontology annotation, molecular function: RNA binding. Gene Ontology annotation, biological process: positive regulation of mRNA splicing, via spliceosome. The record is from RefSeq and is a predicted model, not a curated record. Bases 208 to 1266 code for a protein of 352 amino acids. Lineage: Eukaryota; Fungi; Ascomycota; Eurotiomycetes; Eurotiales; Aspergillaceae. The transcript has 3 exons. Gene Ontology annotation, cellular component: U12-type spliceosomal complex; nucleolus.